UGUAGCACACAUGGGUACAUUACCUGAAGCCCAUUUUUAACGUAUAUCGUGUAUAUUUUGUUCAGGCAUGGCAACAAGGCUAUAACGGCCUCACAUGUAACAUUAUCUGUCUUACUGAAAUGAAAAGUUAUACACUGGCUCAUGAUCACAAUCACGUAAUCGGGGCCUGGCUUAUUGCUGAGGAUUAUGACAUACUUUAUAGUAGAGAGAAACAAUACACUUCUUCAUCAUCAGUCUCGUGGUGACCUGUAAACCAUCGUGACACCUGCCAAAGAAACAUGUUACCUUGCUUGAACAGGUUCGUUUGUAAUAUAUACUUUUAUGUCAAACUAAUAUUUGAAUAAUUGUUAGUUUUAUUUUAGUAUCAAAAUGUGCAAAUUACGAUUCACGUAAAUAGUAUGCCUUCAAAACAUUAUCCAUUCAUGUAAAUAUUAUCACCAAUCAGUUAUGGUCGUUACUAUUAUGACAUUUGAUGUGGUUUUGGAGACUUUGUAUCAGCUUUGACUCGUCAAGACAAGCUGGUACAUGUUAACAACGAUUAUAAUGGAUGUUCGCUCACAGUGCUGCACCAGUGGUUCAGGAUGAAGUUUGAUGUAAUUCUUGAGGAUCACCUUGGACCAUUUGGCACUUUCCAGAAACGGAUCUUUCUUCUUCUGUGUAUGCCUGCAUUAUUUGCCGGUCUACAGUUGUUGAGCCAUGUCUUCACGCUCAAUGUACCUAAACACAGAUGUGCUCUACCCGGGAUCAGUAACGACACUUUUACCAUACAAGGACCUCACCACGAGCUUCUUCUCAACGCCACCAUCCCCUGGACUAUAGAGAAAGGGAUCAGUGUGAGGGACCCCUGUCGCAUCUUCAAAGAAAAUAGUCCGAUGGGUAAGAACAGAUCCGCCCAGGAAUGCCAUGCCUGGGUGUACGACAAGUCCAUUUUCAAGAACACUGAUGUGACAGAGCUGAACAUGGUAUGCAGCAACAGCAGCUUGAGGGCUUUGACUAACAGUAUUCUGUUUGUCGGCCUGCUCUGUGGUUCAAUCAUUUCCGGCAUCAUAUCUGACCUGUAUGGACGCAAACAUGCACUGUUGUCAGCUGUAGCGCUUCACCUUGGCUCGGGCAUAGGAACAGCAUUUUCCCCAAACUUCAUGGCUUUUGUCAUAUUCAGGUUUUUCAAUGGGGCCUCAAGCAUUGCCCUUUUGAUAUCAUCCUUUGUUUUCGUUAUGGAACUCGUUGGUCCCUCCAAACGUACAUUGGCUGGCAUUAUCAACAAGCUCUUCUGGUGUUUGGGCCUGUUCAUGGUUGGAGGUCUCGCAUACCUCAUCCCAGACUGGCACCAUCUUCAACUCGCCAUCUCUGCACCUGUUGUCCUCCUCUUUGGAUUUUACUGUUUCGUUCCCGAGUCUCCAAGAUGGCUGUUGUCAAGAGGUCGUGAGAAGGAGGCAGAGAAGAUUCUGCGACAAGCAGCACACGUGAAUGGAAGUACUCUGCCAGACGUGUUGUUUGACCAGGACACUCUUGAUAAUGGCCCACCAGCUAAGAUUACGGAGAUGUUCAAAUCACCAGUCCUACUUAUUAGAACACUCAUCAUUUUCUUCAACUGGUUUGUGAUCAUCAUGGUGUUCUACGGGCUAGCCCUGAACGUUGACGAUCUUGUCGGUGACAUCUUCCUCAACUACACCAUUGGGAACAUCGCGGAGGUCACGGCCAUCGUCCUGUGUUUGUUUCUACUGGACAAACUAGGAAGAAAAGUUCUUCAUUGUGGAAACAUGUUGUUGGGGGGCACUGCCUGCCUUGCCACCAUCGUCCCCAUAAUGUAUGGAGGUCAAGAAGACGAAUGGAUCACAGCAACCCUGGCCAUGAUUGGAAGGUUUGGAGCAACUGAUUGCAUCAUUUACAUAUUUUCUGCGGAACUGUUUCCAACGGUUGUACGAAACUCCGGAAUCGGCAGCAGCUCCUUUUCAGGACGCGUUGGUGCCAUAAUCUCCCCUCAUAUUGUAAGCCUGGGUGCCGUGGUUGGCGGUGAUUUCAGCAAAGCUGUCCCCCUCGCCGUGUUUGGCUCUCUGAGUGAGGUGGCGGGAAUACUCGCCCUGUGGCUGCCAGAAACGAUGCAUAAAGAGCUACCAGAAAGUAUCAACGAUGCAAAACAUUUUGGGAAUAAGAUGUCCCAUCACAUGGACCACACGGAUGAAUCUAAAGUUCAGGGUGACAACCAAACAUCCAGUGAACAAGGCUAAAUGAUGAAGAGCUGAACAAAGCUUUGUUUCAUACUCAAGUAUUUAAUAAUGUUAAUAUAUUUAAAAUGUAAUCAAUGGUUCAUCUAUAUUGUUAUAAAAGUGUGAACAAUAACACAAUUUCGAGAAACUUGCUAUAUUGUUGCUAUUUGUCCAAUUUCUGUGUGAGCACCUCAUGACAAAAUAUCUCCAUGUUAAUAUGUUUGCUUUUUUAUGAGGUAGCGAUAACAUGUUCCCAUUUUAUGGGGUUUAUUUCAAUUAAUAAAAUCAUUUAUGAUAAU
Messenger RNA from Haliotis rufescens (red abalone), 2506 nucleotides. RefSeq names its product organic cation transporter protein-like. The record is from RefSeq and is a predicted model, not a curated record. Gene Ontology annotation, cellular component: membrane. The coding region runs from base 582 to 2228 and encodes 548 amino acids. Gene Ontology annotation, molecular function: transmembrane transporter activity. Gene Ontology annotation, biological process: transmembrane transport. NCBI's taxonomy places the organism in Eukaryota, Metazoa, Mollusca, Gastropoda, Lepetellida, Haliotidae. The transcript has 10 exons.